AUGGCGGCGCUGUGGGCUGUGCAUGCUGAGCGGCUGUGAGUGUGUCUGUUCCCGGGGCUCAGCCAGUGACCGCACUCUGCAGGUAGGUACCUCACCUCAGCCCGCCCUAUAGCCGGGUACAGGAGCACCUACCUCCCCGGGCCAUCAUAUCACUGACUGCCCCACCCCCCUGCACUGUAUGCAGCAUUCAUAUCAUCCCCACCUCCCUGCACUGUAUGCAGCAUUCAUAUCAUCCCCACCUCCCUGCACUGUAUGCAGCAUUCAUAUCACUGACUGCCCCACCUCCCUGCACUGUAUGCAGCAUUCAUAUCACUGACUGCCCCACCCCCUGCACUGUAUGCAGCAUUCAUAUCAUCCACCCCACCCCCCUGCACUGUAUGCAGCAUUCAUAUCAUCCACCCACCUCCCUGCACUGUAUGCAGCAUUCAUAUCAUCCACCCACCUCCCUGCACUGUAUGCAGCAUUCAUAUCAUCCACCCACCUCCCUGCACUGUGUGCAGCAUUCAUAUCCCACAGCCCCUGCCUGCAGCAUCACACUGCUACAUACAGCAAGGUAGCCCCUCUCAAUGUACCUCCCCUGGGUGGCCACUCACAUACUAGCACUGACAGGCCCUCUCCAACAGUGAGUGUUACAAUAAACACAGCUGCAGUUUCCCUCUUAAUAUCAAUUUCACAAAUUAAACACAGAAUGGCAAAAUUCGGGCUUAAAUAUCUGAUCUGGGAAAGUUCUCUAACUCUGCUAUAAUCUGGCUAUUUUAAAGGGACACUAUAGUCACCUGACCAACUUUAGCUUAAUGAAGCAGUUUUGGUGUAUAGAACAUGCCCCAUGCAGCCUCACUGCUCAAUCCUCUGCCAUUUAGGAGUUAAAUCAUUUUGUUUCUGUUUAUGCAGCCCUGAAAACAAAAUGGUUUCAUUUUAAAUCAUAUGUAACUUACUGUUAUUUAUAUAGCGCCAUCAAAUUCCGCAGCGCUUUACAAUGGGUGGACGAACAGACAUGUAGUUGGAGCCAGACAAGUUGGACACACAGGAACAGAGGGGUUGAGGGCCCUGCUCAAUGAGCUUUAUCUCCUGCUCUGUAAAUUGAUAGUUUAAUAGCUGGAUAGAGCCUGCAGAAGCCUCCAGUUACACACAGGACGCUCCUGCAGGGUCUAUUUAGCUAUUAACAGAGCAGGCGAUAAGAUAUUCUAAAUUAAACAGAAUUUAAUACAAAGGAAGUGUAAACAUUAUGACUCUUUACAGGAGUUGUUUAGGAAUGCAGUACACAUUACAAGAAGGGAGUGUAUGCAGCAAUGCUGUAUAAACAGAAUUAUUUAACGAAGUGGCAGAGAAUUGAGCAGUAAGACUGCUGAGACAUGGUCUAUCUAUACAACAAAACUUGCGAUUUGUGGUCAUUUUGAAACUAGACUGUCCCUGCGUAUAGGUUACUAAUAUGUAUAUUUUUUUCCUGCAGUGAACCACCUGACCGCAUACAUUUCUACAAAUAUAUUGAAUCACGGUAAGAUAUUUUUUUGUUUGUAUUUACAAACCCCCCUCCAACAUAAUGUAACACUUCUUUAUGUGGUAAAUGUGCUCAUAGUCCCUAGAUGCCUUUCUAUUGUCCAAUUUAAAAUCUUUAUAAAUUGAUUUGUCAAUCAAAAAUGGUUUUGCUGCAUUAGCCAUACUAAAUCAUACCAUCUCAGGUAGUCACUGCUUGGGCAAAUGAAGAAGCGUUAGCCUGAACAACAAAGAGGGCCUGGGCUGCAUGUGACCCAGGAACCGUCACCGACUGUUAGACCAGUAGUUAGUAGUAAUAGUUUGACUUUGAACAAUGGGAUGCCCGGGACUCAAGGCACCUUAACCACGUCAAUGAAACAAGUGCAAUGGAGAAAAUUUUCAUUAAUAAUUGUUUUGUUUGUACUGGUAAGCAAAGGCGAAAACUGACUCACUAUAUUUAAAGGACCACUCUAGGCACCCAGACCACUUCAGCUUAAUGAAGUGGUCUGGGUGCCAGGUCCCUCUAGGAUUAACCCUUUAUUUUUAUAAACAUAGCAGUUUCAGAGAAACUGCUGUGUUUAUGAUAGGGUUAAUCCAGCCUCUAAAGCCUCUAGUGGCUGUCUCAUUGACAGCCGCUAGAGGCGUUUGCGUGCUUCUCACUGUAAAUGCUUUCCUAUGAGACUGGCUCCUGCUGCACAUGCGCAUUCAGCCGAAGAGGAGGAUGGGGGAGGAGUGGGACCCUGAGUAUGUUUUCCUGGCACUAUAGUGGUCCUUUAAUGCAUUAUAUGAUGAACAAAUAUUUGCACUUCUGCUUCAUGAAGUGGUAUUGCUGCAUGAGACCUCUCACUACAGUCGAUUUAUAAUAGAAAUGUCUACGUAAAAGUAUUUGCAAAAUAAAUCCUUUUCUUUUCUUUUUUUUUAAACUUGGCCUGCCGACUCACUUAGCUGUCAAUUCUGCUUCUCUUAGUUGGUCUCAUAAACUUAAUUAAAGAAAAACUCCAACCACCAUAGCUAUUACAGCACCCAUAGUGAUUGUGGUGCCAGAAAUAUAUUUGCAGCCGCCCCCCUCCCUUUGUAAUUCGUCGACCGGUUUUAAAAGCAAGUUAGUAGUUUGACCUGGGUUGCUCGUUGCCACCACUGCUUCUGACAAGGUGGGGUUCAAUUGUCAAUUGGUGCUUGAGUUUCAAGUAAACAAAACAAAGCUCAUAUCCACUGUAGUUCUGUUGCUGAAUUGCUCACGUAAGCUUUAUGGUGUGAAAGAAACAUCCCUAGCCUUGUGUUUCAUCAUCAAUCUGUUAAAAGGCUGGUAAUGUCUUAGGUGUAAAGUCAUUUAUCAUCCAUUGUGCACAAUGAGUGGAAUUGCUCUAUAGACAAACAAUAGCCAAUACCUUCCUGCAGCUGGUAACUGUUAAUGUAAAUCAUCUGAAAUACAUGUUCUUUUUAACGUGGUCAAUGUGCUAAGAUCUCCGGACCCGAUAAUGACUCCACUAAUUUUCCCACAAUGAAAAGAUCCUGCUGAAAGCUACUUCUUUGAUCUAAUUAUAAGUCAUAUUCUACAUAGUCACUUUCCCAUGCUUCCAUUUGUCCUUCUGUCAGUUUUUAGAUUGUAAUUUGUGGAUAUGUGUGUUGUAUUACUUAAUUUCGAAUGAAAUAGUUUUCUGAAAUUCUUUUUUUUUUUUCUGUGCUAUUUCUAUAGUAUACUUACUAUUCAAAUGAUGAGUUUAAACCAAACUGUCUGUGUGUGUGGCGUGUUUGUAAAAAGUGUUGCAAUGCAGGGUAAUAAUCUUACUAUUUGACAAUGUGCUUGUGUUGGUGUGGAGGAAUGGACUCUAAGAAUGUAUCUAACUGCAUGUAUGAACUAAAGGAUCACUAUAGGGUCAGGAACACAAACAUAUAUUCCUAUCAAUCUAGCCACCCUGAGCCCUUCAUGCCUCCAUAAAUACAGCAAAAUCUUUCUGUCUUCAAGCCUGAAGUUGUAAUUCUGCGUGCUGUUAGACUCAGAAAAACAAGCACUCUGCUGACAUUAGAAAUGGUAGCCUGAUCCAAUCUGGCUGAGACUGACAAAGAGGCAGAUCAGGGGCAGACCUAGCAUGAUUGCAUCAGCAUCUCCUCAUAGAGAUGAAUUGAAUCAAUGAAUUCAGUUCAGUGCCUGCAUUCAGAGGGAGGAGACACUGAAUGUUUGGAUUCAUUUUAGGCAGCCAUGACCCAGGAAGGAUCUCUAACAGCCAUCUGAUGAGUGACCAGUGAAGUUAUCACUAGGCUGUAAUGUAAACACUGCAUUCUCCCUGGAAAAAAACAGUGUUUACAGCAAAAAGCCUAAAGGUAAUGAUUCUACUCACCAAAACAAAUUCAAUAAACUGUAGUUGUUCUGGUGACUAUAGAGUCCCUUUAAGGUUUGUGUGUUAUCAGAGCUUUCUUCCCCCUUACAUCUCUCUAUUUCUGUAAAAUAAUUUGUCUUGCACCUACAUGUGUCCUCUCCAUAUUUAUCCCCUUCCCCCUACUUGUGUCCCAGCCGUCACAUUAACCCCUUUUUGUCCCAUUACCAAUUUUUCAAGCUCAUAUUCCUUUCCCGUCCAGGUUGUCUUGCCAGUGUUAACAGAACUAACCUUUGUUGCAACGCUGGGAGAGAGAGAACCGCUCUGUCAGGAAUUCAUGUUUUGCGCACGAUGCUGUUUAGAUGGGGGUGGGGAUAUAACAGAAGUGAAUCAAUGAUCAACUACAAUCUAUUUACCUUACAGAUGUCUAUUUUCUUUUAUCUUAAAUAGACAAAAUGCGUAAGUGUAUGGUUAAUGGCUGCAAAAACAGGGAUGGAACACUCGAAUUCCAGUCGAAACUUUAUGUGUUGCAUCAAUUUCCAAAUUCGGCAGAAAGGAUAAAAGCAUGGCUGCAAGCUAGUGGCGACCACUUUGACAAUAUUGAUGCUGUUGUUCAGUAUAUCAUGCAACAUAGAACUAAAAGCUAUUUUCAUAUCUGUUCUGACCAUUUUGAAACUGAAAUGUUUGUUUCUGGUACCAGAACGAGAUUAUAUCUGAAGAGCAAUGCAGUACCAACAAUAUUUCCAAGGCCAAGUGUCCUAUCUAUUGUGAACGAGUUGGCUCAUAUAUCAGAGGAAAGUAAUCCAGAUGUUGAAAUGGAUGGGCUUGUUGACACAUCAAUCCAAAGUGAUACUGACUCUACUUUAUUUGGGUUUGAUCACGAUUACUUAGCGGAUUUUAGCUACCGAAUACCAAAGCCAGAAAACUUUCACAGCGUACACACAAACACUGAUAUUAUCCAGAAAUCAAAUAGAGGUACUUCUACGUCUCAUUUUCUUGGCCGUAAGAAUGCUUCCGCUCAAACUAUAAAUAUCAUAAGCAAAAAACACGUAUCAACCUCAACAUGGAACUUGGUCAAAUGUAAAGACGCCUAUACGUGGAUUGAUGUAAGUGAUGAAGCUAUAGAUCCACUUGCCAAAAAUUCCAUCAUAAAUGACUUUUCACAAGCCCCCCCCCCCAAAAAGUGUUCUAAAGCAAAAUCUCAACGAAAGAAAUUGCCUAAACCAGAAACGUUGGCUACAGAGGAAAUGGAUGUUGCUUUUUUACCAGCAAUACAACCUCGAACAGUCGGUGAAAGUCAUUUUACAACUGUGUCACGAACCUCUUCUGCAUUAAGGGAUCAAGAAUUGGAUGCAGCUAUGUUUAAUAUUGACUCGAUGAAUCCCGAUUUCCUUCCUGAAAAUCACUCUACAGAUAUAGAAUUUGUAACUGAGCCCUCCCCGGAUGUUUCUAUUGCUGAAAGAAAAUUUAUAAUUUUUGAGACAUGUCUCGAUCAGCUGUUACGUUCUGUCCAAACAUGUAAAUUCCCUGUUAAAUGCACCGCUCCGAUAAUGGAUAUAGAGAAGACUAUAUCUGGAACUCUGCUUACCGUGUACACAGUUUGCAAAAAGAAACAUCGUUGUCUAUUUUGGAAAAGCCAGCCGAUGGUUGGCAGAAAAUCAUGCGGCAAUAUACUGGCUAGCGCAGCAAUAGUGUUCAGUGGUUCUGAUUUUAAGAAAGUACAUGAACUCUUUGAAAUCUUUGGCGUGCAGUUUAUUUCAAUAACGACUCAUCGUGCAUACCAACAAAAUUAUUUGUUCCCAAUAGUGAAUUUAUACUACCGUAAAGAAAGAAACCUUAUUUUGGGCAGUUUGAAGGGACGGGUAUUGUCCCUUUCUGCAGAUGGGCAACGUGACAGUCCGGGUUAUGGUAAGAAAUAUUGCACUUAUUGCAUAGUGGAGAAAAGUACACAAAAAAAAUAGAAUGCAACACAAUUCAAGUGAGCGAAAGCUCCUCGUCCGUCGCAAUGAAAUCAUUGGCAUUCUCUACGUGUAUGGAAAACAUUUUAGUGGAAAGACUCAAUAUUGGAGUUUUGGUGACGGACAGGCAUGAAAUCAUUAGAAAAAUAAUGAUGGAGGAAUAUAAACAAAUUAACCAUCAGUUCGAUGUCUGGCACUACUGCAAGAGCCUACGCAAAACUUGAAAACCUAGCAAGAGAUCCAACGUGCAAAGAGCUUGUUCCGUGGACUAAUGCCAUAGUAAACCAUUUUUGGGCAUCCUGUUAUCUUGGCAAGGGCAAUCCUGACUUACUUAGAGAGAGGUGGGUCUCCGUUCUUCACCAUAUCACAAAUGUGCACGAAUGGGAAUCUGAAAAUGGAGUCAAACGAUGUUCCCACAAAGAAAUGUCAGAAUCUGAAAACCAGGAGCGAGCAAGAAUCUGGAUCUCAAGAAAUGGAGUGGCGCAUUCAAAACUUGGAAACUUUGUAAACGACGGAGAACUUCGAAGUGAUUUAAAACAUUUGACGGAAUUUGGCCACACAGGAAGCCUAGAAGUCUACCAUAACUUGCUUUUAAAAUAUUGUCCUAAGCAAACAAAUUUUUCGAUGGUUGAUGUCAAAAUUAGCAAAAUUAGCUGUAUUGGCUCACAACGCCAGUAUAGCUAGACCUCCGGACACAGACCAGCCAAGUCAUGAAGAUACAGAGCAAGUUAGUAAUUUCCAACACAAGCCAUCUUUUUCAAAAAGAACCAAAGGCUGUCAAGUCAAAACAUUGUGUGGAGCAACGUAUUUUGGCCACAUUUUUCCAAUGAUGGCUGAUACAAUCAGACUGGCUUCAGGAGAAAUUGAUGUUUAUUGAGUGUGAUUAUAUUUAACUCCUUUAGCACAAAAGAGAUUGAAUAAAAAACAAUGCCAUCCGUGAGUAUAACAGACAGAGCAGGAUAUGUGUGUUACAGUGAUGAUGUGAUCUCAGGGAACCAACACAGGUUUAGACAAUCAUUCCAUACAUUACAAAGGACAGUCCUGUCUUUUUUCCAAUCUCUCAGUAAUGUUUUAGCUACAGCCAUGCCUUUUGACAAUUCAUGCAUUGAUAAAAUAUAGAAAAUGGCAGCAGCCUUACUGACGUGAUAUGGGAAUAAGAUUCAAAGGAACAGUAUAGUCACCAAAAUAACUUUACCUUAUUAAAGUAGUUUUGUUGUAUAGAUAAUGUUCCUGCAGUCUCACUGCUCUAUUUACCGCCAUUUAGGAGUUAAAUCACUGUUUAUGCAUCCGUAGCCACACCUUCCUGCAUGUAAUUUGUGCAGCCUUCCUAAAUACUUCCUGUAAAGUGAAAUCUAAUGUUUAAACUUUCUUUAUUGCACAGUCUGUUUAUUUAAGAUAGUUUUAGGAAUUAAAACAGAAUUUAAUAUUCCCCUGUUGUAUAACCCUCCUUGUGUGAGCUUCUACACUGAGCAUAUCAUCAGACACUUUUAGUUCAAAGUAAAUAAAUCAUGAUUCUGCAGGUUAAAUGCAGAGAUCUACAUUUUUUGUCCUUUUAGCUGCCUCUUUUUAGUAUGUAGUUAAAUGUUGCCUUAGUUAAUGCUUUUCAAUUACCAUAUUUUAGUGUUUAGUAUAUGAACCUUUUUGUUGGUUUUUACUAUGUAAAGUUGAUAUAUAAAAUUUCGUUUUGUGAUAGGACCGUGUUUAACUAAUUAUGUUAAAAUAAAAACACUUCAACUUUGAGAUUUUUUUUCCUGUUUAUAGAGAAAUUUCCACAAUUAUGUAGUUAACUUAUGAUGAGAGAGGGCACCACCUCCUAUUUCCUAAAAAAACAUGCACCCACUGAGUUUAAUCUGCGUGUAGUGUCUGAGUGUAGUAACUGAUAACUGAGGUGUGCGUCUGCGUGGAGGGCCCGAGGAACGCGCGUCUGUGUGCAGGGCAUCUGCACGGGUGGAGGGGUCGGGGAACGUGUCUGCGUAAAGCUAGUUUGCGUGAUAAAAUUGCUUUGGUAUUAGUGUUUCUAAGUUCAUAUGACAUUAAAGGGUCACUAUAAGUACCCAGACAACUUCAUCUCACUGAAGCGGUUUGUGUACACUGCAGAUAACUAUAUGAUGCAUCUGCAUAAAGAUCCGUUUCUAACUCACACGUUGCAUGAGGACGUUGAGUGCUCAAUCAGUGCUCUAUUUGAUUGGAGGAAUGAGGCACUUGCAGUACACACACUUUUGUCCUUCAGUGAAGUAAGCUUGCUUGCUGAUCAGGUGGCAGAGGUGGGGAUUAAGAGGCCCCGAGUCAGACCUCGGGAAGCUUGAGCACGAAAUUGGCCAAAAAAAUGUGCACUGCCCGUGUAAUCGAAGUUCAGGUGUUUCAGCUUUCCACAUUGCUUUCAGGUGCCUAAAAUACAGCACAUAUUUCUGAAAUCUCCAUAGAUCAACAUUGACAAUACAAGUAGUCAAACUAAAGAGCCCAGUGCCAUUAAUCAUGGCAUUACCAUAUGACAUCACCCACAUACUCACAGAGCGAGACUGGCAAGUGCAUAAACAUUUGGCACAAAAAUUGUAUGUUGAGAUCUUCUGGAAAUGGGUUUCCAUGGCCUCACGACAUGCAGAAUGCCAAACAUUGGCUAGAACAGUGUAAAUUACACCGCCACUAGACAGUUAGAUCUGUCUGCAGUGUGUGUGUGUGUGUGUGUGUGUGUGUGUGCAUGCACACGUGAGUCACUGGGUUAAUAAUUACCAGAUAUUUAUAUUAUACACACAGUUUUAUAGAAGUAUAUAUCUAUUUAGUUUUUAUCUUUUUUUUCAUGGUAUGUAUGGGUUAUUACAUUCAUGUUUGAUUCUCUCUUGUUGAUUUUCGUUAUAUAGUCACUCAACCGUUAAAGGGUUACUCCAAACACUAUAACCACUUUCUGGCCUGCAGUCCCCUAAACCCAAGGGCAUAGGAUGUAACUAACCAACUAUAGGCAUAUUAUGUGUGUUAUUUGUAGAAUAAAUGGGUGGAAUUGUUAAGAGAAAAAUAGACAAUCAGCCAUCUUUGGUACAAAUCUUCAUCUCGUUUAUGUAUAUGUAAAUAUGUAUUUAAAUUUAGCUAAACAGGAGAAUUUGCAGAAUAUUUAAUAAAGUCUUCCUAGCUUGGUUCCAAUUUGUUACGUUUAAUUUGCCUCUAAUUAGAUAAGGAUGUUUGCGCCCUGGUAUCUUGUCUUUAAGAUUACCAUCUGCUUUGCUGCUAACUUCCGGAAUCACUUAAAGGGACACUAUAGUCACCAGAACAACUACCGGUUUUAUGUAUUUGUUCUGGUGAGUAUAAUCAUUCCCUUCACGCUUUAUGAUGUAAACAGUGACUUUUGUUGUAAACAGUGAUUUUUCAGAGAAAAUGCAGUGUUUACAUUACAUCCUAGGGAAACCUCCACUGGCCACUCCUCAGAUGGCUGCUACAGGUGCUUCCUGGGGCAGUGCUGCACAGUGUGACUGAUAUUCAGUAUCUCCUCUCUCUGCAUGCAGACCCUGAACUUUCCUCAUAGAGAUGCAUUGAUUCAGUUCAUCUCUAUGAGGAGAUGCUGAUUAGCCAGGGCUGUUGUCGUGGUGAGCAUUGAUAGGCAGCUAGCUAGGAGAAGAAAUUAGUUUACACAGGGACAGCCUGUCGGUAUGCAGAAUAAAGUGUUCUCAUAUAUUAAGCAAAAGGUGAGGGUUCUUACAGACCUUUCAUUCAAUGUAUUCCAAAUAGUGGUACAAAACUAAACUAUUUAAUUGGUUAGUACAUUAUCUAUCUUUGCCAGCUCCGUGACAUAGAGAAGAAUGAAGCUGGACUCGCUGUGUAAGGAACACUUUACUCUUUAUAUACUGUCUUAUAUGAAGAUAAUUAGAUGUAAACAUCUUCAGUUUGUUAUACACUUCCCUACAUACCUUAUUAUAUAUAUAUAUAUAUGUCUGUUUGUUAUUAUCACUUAAUAAUACUUACAUAAUAUAAUAUACGUGUCCAAAAACAUGAUUCAUCAUUAAAGUAACACUACAGGAUCAGGAACACAAACACGUAUUCCUGACAAUAUAGUGUUAAAAUCACGAUGUAGCCCAACUGGCUCCUCUAACUACAGUAAAAUCUUACCUCUAUUCCAGUUUGCUGGUGUUGGCUCCGCCCGCAACCCGCCUCAUUAGCUGAGAUCAUCAGAAUUGACAAUCUCAGCCAAUCCAAUGCUUUCCAAUGGGAACGAAUUGGCUUGGCUGAGAUCAUCACUGUUGGUGAUGUCAGCCAAGCAGGCAUAUCAGGGGCAGAGCCAGCACCAGCAGACUAGAAUAAAGGUAAGAAUUUACUUACUGCGACCUGUCCUGCUCAGACCCAGGUGUAUGUUGGCCAGCAGCUGAGUCAGGAGUACUCCCUAGUAGGAAUUUGGUCCUAUUGCAUUAAAGCAGACUGCUGACCAAAACAAAUUCCACCUCUAGGCAGCUUGUAGAGUUCCAGGCUGGAAAAAUGUGAAUUUGUGCAUAUUUGCCAUCUGUAGUCAGCACACGUUGCAUGCGGGCAACAGAUGACCUAAUGUAAGACACAUCAUGCUGCCCAAGUCCAUAGCACAUCCGGCUGCAGAGAGAACUUGUCCUUGCCGCAGGAUCGUAGCUAGGUACCUGCAAGGGAUGUUUAAAUCAAAAAGUGUUUUAUUCAAAUAUAUAAUUACAUUUCUUUUUUAAAUUUAAUUAGCACUUGAUAAGAUUUUUGCAAGUUUCUACUCCAGUUCAGUGAAUGUAUCCCUUACAUGUUUUUUUUUUCUUUUUUUUUUCAAUAGGAUGAUCACGUAUGGUAAUUUCACAGACGAAUCCUCCCUCGAUCAUUACUAGGUAAAUUUAAAUAAAUAAUCUUUUUAUACACUGAGGGGGAGACACAGACAUAUAACGUCUCUCUCUCUCUCUUCUACAAAGUUAUUUUUUUGUUUUACAUUCUGAAAUCUGUGAUCAUCUAAAACCUAUACAAUUCUAUGUAUAUUUUACUUACAUGUGUAUAUAUUUCUUUUCUUUCAGUGUAUCACCAUCAAACAUAGAUUUCUUCGGACAUAUUAAAUCUCGGUAAGAUGUCAAAGCUUUAUUUUGUUUUUGUUUUUUGGUUUAAUUUGUAUAGGUGUGUAGAUAUUUAAGAAAUCAUUGAAGUGGUUUUGUUGACUGGAGUUUCCUGUGCUCUGCCCUCUAAGUAUCCAACCAUUCUCAUUCUGUUUGGCAAACAAAAAUCCCCAGCAGCCCGUGCCUCCGUCUCCCACAGCACAGUGUAGCUGUUGAGAAGAUUACUCCGCAUUAACUGUGCCAAAUCAUACCAGCGAUUGAUGGACCGCAGUGAUUGGCUGAGAGUGGCCUGCUUGAUUCUCAUUAAUCACUCAAACAAAUUGCAAAAAGAAAGGACCACGCUGUCCUUUCAUUUGAACUUAUAUUGGUUUAUCUAUACUGGUGAGCAUAGGAGGAAACAACCCCCCCCCCAUAUAUUACAUUAUAUGAUACGUAAACAAAUAUGUACUAUUUAGGUGAAAGGGACACUAAAAUCAGUUCAACUUCAUGAAGUGGUAUUUGUGCUUGGGACCUGUUAUUGCAUUGAUAAAAAAAAAAAUUUUUUUUCCUGCUUUGAUUUAAUUAAUAAUAUAUUUAAAAUAAAAGCGCAAAAGUAAAAGAAAAAAAUCUUACUUCUUAUAUUUGCUUUGCCACCUACCGUGGAUGUUACAUGUAGCUCUGCUGGCUAGCUCAAAUAGGCCCAUACAGGAAAUUAAAUGGAUCUGAAGUAGUCUGCAAUGUUGAACUGAUCAAUUUGUGGCCUUUCACAAUAGUUGUGAAUAGUUGUGUCUGGGGUCAUCAGGUUGUGACGUUCAAUUAGCACGUUUUAAAUUAAAUCGUAUCCACUGUAGUUCUGUUCCUGAAGUGAUCACAAAAUCUUUAUGGUGUGACAAACAUCCCUGACGUUGAUGUUUCUUCACCAAUCCGAAGGCUGUUAUUUUAGGGGUAAAGUAGUUCAUCCUCCAUAGUGCAUUUCUACACCUCAUACAUCUCAUACUACAGGUGCCGUUUAUACACAUCUAAAAAACCAAAAAGUAAUCUAAAGUGAUCUGUAUGCUACGAUGUCCGCACCCGCUACACAUGUGCACAGUCAUUUCUUCACUACCUUUUUCACAGGUGUGCAGCUCCUGCUAAAAAUUCCUCCUUACAUCUGUCUAGUUAUAAGUCUUUCUCUACAUCCUCUCUCUUUCCCUCUCUGCCAUUUGUCAGCUGUUUAGAUUUGUGGAUAUGUGUGUUUAUACAUUUUUUAUUUCUAAUAAAAUUAGUUUCUGAAAUUCUUUUUCUGCUUUUAUUUCUAUAAUAUUUUUUACACUUUCAAAUGUAGCCAGAGUGCCAGUUUGGGUGUCUUGUUGCAAUACAGGGUAAUAUUUUUACUAAUAGAUUGCGUACUUGUGUUGGUGUGGAGGAAUUGAAUGUAAGAAUGAAGCUGAUUGCCUGUGUAGAGUGCUUGCACGUGUGUUAUCUGAGCUUUGUGUUUGACUAUCAUCUUCCCCCUUACAUCUCCCUAUUUCUCUAAAAUAAUUUGUCUUGCACCUACAUGUCCCAGCCGUCACAUUAAACCCUUUUUGUCCCUUUACCAAUUUUUCUAACUCACAUUCCUUUCCCAUCCAGGUUGUCUUACCAGUGUCUGAAAUGUUAGCAGAACUAACUAGCAUUGCAGCUCUGGGAGAGAGAACCGCUCUGUCAGGAAUUCAUGUUUUGCGCACGAUGCUGUUUGGAAGGGGGUGGGGAUAUAACAGAAGUGAUCUUGCCAAAUAUCAUUGCUAUUGUUGUAUCAAUCAACGAUCAACUACUAUCUAUUUACCUUACAAGUGUCUAUUUUCUUUUAUCUUAAAUAGACAAAAUGCGUAAGUGUAUGGUUAAUGGCUGCAAAAGCAAGGACGGAACUCCCGGAUUCCAUUCGAAACCUUACGCGUUGCAUCAAUUUCCAAAUUCGGCAGAAAGGAUAAAAGCAUGGCUGCAAGCUAGUGGCGACUAUUUUGACAAUAUUGAUGCUGUCGUUCAAUAUAUCAUGCAGCGUAGAGGCAAAAGCUACUUUCGUAUCUGUUCUGAACAUUUUGAAUCCGAUAUGUUUGUUUCUGGUACCAGAACCAACUUGUGUUUGAAAAGCUAUGCAGUACCAACAAAAUUUCCAAGGCCCAGCGUCUUAUCUAUUGUGAACGAGUUGGCUCUUGUGUCAGAGGAAAGUAAUCCGGAUGUUGAAAUGGACGAGCCUGUUGACCCAUCAGUCCGAAGUGCUAGUAAACCUACUUCAUUUGCGUUUGAUCACAAUUAUUUAACGGAUUUCAGCUAUACAAUAUCAAACCCAGGAAAAUGUUUCAGCGUACACACAAACACUGAUAUUAUCCAGAAAUCAAAUAGAGGUACUUCUACGUCUCAUUUUCUUGGCCGUAAGAAUGCUUCCGCUCAAACUAUAAAUAUCAUAAGCAAAAAACAUGUAUCAACCUCAACAUGGAACUUGGUCAAAUGUAAAGACGCCUAUACGUGGAUUGAUGUAAGUGAUGAAGCUAUAGAUCCACUUGCCAAAAAUUCCAUCAUAAAUGACUUUUCACAAGCCCCCCCCAAAAAGUGUUCUAAAGCAAAAUCUCAACGAAAGAAAUUGCCUAAACCAGAAACGUUGGCUACAGAGGAAAUGGAUGUUGCUUUUUUACCAGCAAUACAACCUCGAACAGUCGGUGAAAGUCAUUUUACACCUGUGUCACGAACCUCUUCUGCAUUAAGGGAUCAAGAAUUGGAUGCAGCUAUGUUUAAUAUUGACUCGAUGAAUCCCGAUUUCCUUCCUGAAAAUCACUCUACAGAUAUAGAAUUUGUAACUGAGCCCUCCCCGGAUGUUUCUGUUGCUGAAAGAAAAUUUAUAGUUUUUGAGACGUGUCUCGAUCAGCUGUUACGUUCUGUCCAAACAUGUAAAUUCCCUGUUAAAUGCACCGCUCCGAUAAUGGAUAUAGAGAAGACUAUAUCUGGAACUCUGCUUACCGUGUACACAGUUUGCAAAAAGAAACAUCGUUGUCUAUUUUGGAAAAGCCAGCCGAUGGUUGGCAGAAAAUCAUGCGGCAAUAUACUGGCUACCGCCGCAAUAGUGUUCAGUGGUUCUGAUUUUAAGAAAGUAUAUGAACUCUUUGAAAUCUUUGGCGUUCAGUUUAUUUCAAUAACGACUCAUCGUGCAUACCAACAAAAUUAUUUGUUCCCAAUAGUGAAUUUAUACUACCGUAAAGAAAGAAACCUUAUUUUGGGCAGUUUGAAGGGACGGGUAUUGUCCCUUUCUGCAGAUGGGCAAUGUGACAGUCCGGGUUAUGGUAAGAAAUAUUGCACUUAUUGCAUAGUGGAGAAAAGUACACAAAAAAUAAUAGAAUGCAACACAAUUCAAGUGAGUGAAAGCUCCUCGUCUGUCGCAAUGGAAUCAUUGGCAUUCUCUACGUGUAUGGAAAAUGUUUUAGCGGAAAGACUCAAUAUUGGCGUUUUGGUGACGGACAGGCAUGAAGUCAUUAGAAAAAUAAUGAUGGAGGAAUAUAAACAAAUUAACCAUCAAUUCGAUGUCUGGCACUACUGCAAGAGCCUACGCAAAAAGCUUGAAAACCUAGCAAGAGAUCCAACGUGCAAAGAGCUUGUUCCGUGGACUAAUGCCAUAGUAAACCAUUUUUGGGCAUCCUGUUAUCUUGGCAAGGGCAAUCCUGACUUACUUAGAGAGAGGUGGGUCUCCGUUCUUCACCAUAUCACAAAUGUGCACGAAUGGGAAUCUGAAAAUGGAAUCAAACGAUGUUCCCACAAAGAAAUGUCAGAAUCUGAAAACCAGGAGCGAGCAAGAAUCUGGAUCUCAAGAAAUGGAGUGGCACAUUCAAAACUUGGAAACUUUGUAAACGACGGAGAACUUCGAAGUGAUUUAAAACAUUUGACGGAGUUUGGUCACACAGGAAGUCUAGAAGUCUACCAUAACUUGCUUUUCAAAUAUUGUCCUAAGCAAACGAACUUUUCGAUAGAUGAUGUGUUGGCCCGGGCAAAAUUAGCUGUAUUGGCUCACAACGCCAGUAUAGAUAGACCUCCGGACACAGACCAGCCAAGUCAUGAAGAUACAGAGCAAGUUGGUCAUUUGCGACACAAGCCAUUUUACUUAAAAAGAGCAAAAAUCUGUCAAGUCAAAAAAAUUUGUGGAGCAACGUAUUUUGACCACAUUUUUCCAAUGAUGGUUGAUCUUAUCAGACUGGCUUCAGGAGAAAUUGAUAUUUAACUGAGUGCGAUAAACAUUCGAACUUUCGCCUAAAUAUUCAACUCCUUGAGCGACAACGGGAUUGAAUGAAAACACAAAACAAAACAAAACAAAAAUUGUUCGCACUUUACAAACUUUCACAUUAAUAUUGGUUGACUUUUUAACCCAGUUUGCUUUGCUUCAGAAAUGUUGCUACCUUGUUUCCAUGUAAUCACUUUGAGAGAGAGAUCCCAUGUGCCUGAUAUUAAAUGGAGUUACACUAUGAAAUUGCAAGUGGCUGUCCAUGAGUGUAACCCCCACCAAUCUCAGACCGAGUGGGAUAUGUUUUUACAGUGCUGACAUGACAUUAGGGACCAUGAUGCAAUGCUUUAUAAACAAAGGAUAGUCCGGCCAUCUUUCUUGUUUUGUUUUUUUUUUUUUUUCCCAUCUCUCAUGUUUUAACUAGAACUGUCAAAGUUGUACUUUGACAAAAGGUUAGAAAUGGCCGCAGCAUUACUGAGGACACAUGGGGCAAAAAAAAAUUGCUGUUCUGUCCUUUCUUGUGCUGUUUAUGUAUGUUUUAUAUUGACAGCCUAGGCGAUACUACAAUGAAUGCUGGUUGGAUUUUUUUUUUUUUUUUUUUGUGAAAAUCUUGUUUCACGGGGAGUAACCUUCUGAUGACACAAACCUUACUUUUUUUGGUGUCUGAUAAUUUGAUCUUCCUGUUGCUAAAUAUGUCAUUCUCAUUGUCCCACUGAAUGUCUAUGAGGGGGGCUCUCAUAGUUUCACUCUUUCUCCAAAUCUAAAAAAAAAUAAUAAUUUGUGUCCACUCCUUAGGACACUGAGUAUAUUAUCAGACGCUAUUCUAGUUUAAAGUGAAUAAAUCAUUACUCUGUGCCAUACAUGCAAAUUCCAGUGUUUUAGUACUUGCUGCCACCUCUUUCAGUAUGUUGUUGAAAAUCCCAUUAGUUAAUAAAUGCUGUUAAUUAGCCAUUUUUGUGUUUAGUGGAUAAACCACUUGGUUAAUAUUGAAAUUUUACUUUGUACGCUUUGUAGCUCUGGUUAUAUAAAAUAUACUUUUGUGAUACCAGACUGUCUUUAAUUCCUUUUUGUUUUUAAUGUUUUUAAAAUAAACAUGCUUUGAAAAAUGAAGAAAAAUAAAUUUUAGAAAAUUUAACGGCGCAGUGGUUUUGGUGCCAGUAGUGUUUAGGGCUUAGCUCAUCAGUGAGAGCAGUCAGCUGACACAGGCGCUUCCGACUGUCUGCAGGAAGUAGUAGUCAGGGGUGGUACCUGGUACACCCCAGGUAAAAAGUCGAAUUGUUCGAACACUCCAAGCACCAUAAUCACUACAGCUGGUAGAUGUGUUAAUGGUGCCAGGAGUGCCCUAGCACUGUCCCAUUUUCAGUAGUCAGAUUGUUUGCAAAUAAUUUUACAUUUUACCUGCGGUCUUCCUGUGGCCCCAGAUGCUACUGUAUUGAGACAAUCCGCUCAGUGGAGCUAACGGCAGGGCUAGUGAACGCUGGCUGCUAUCUCGUAUAUACAAUCACCUGUGCAGGAGAUCACUCACAGAUGCACGACACGCCAUUUAGCAAUGAACCCAAAUAGUGAAUUAACUACAUGCAGAGUUUAUAUAAGAAAACGGAAUCUAAAACAUAUUCACUAGAGGCAAGGUCAUUACAUGGGCUGAUCCCAACAUGUACUGGCUGUCUGAGAGUAAUAGGAGUGGGGUCGCUGUCAGCAUGUUCAGUUAAUGCUGGUUUUGUGUAAACAAUUUUAUUGCAUUUUAAAAACUUUACAUGUCAAGUAUAUCGGUACCGGUUAUUGGCAAUCUGCGCAAUAGCAGACCGAAAAUCUGUAUCGGCAAUCAGCUCUGUAAAAAUAUCUAUCAAUCCCCGAGAUGUAUAAUACAUCUUCAUGUUUUAUAGGCAGCAAUUAAAGUCCUACCUUGUAGAUGGCAAAUAUUUUAGGGUGAAAUCAAAAGGUUAAUCUACGUAGGCCAUUUUUGAAAUCCUUCUUUGAUUAAAGGAGAACUAUAGGCUAGGAAUACAAAAAUGUAUUUCAAUCUUUACAGCUCCCUAUAAUGCACACCUUGCUUGGUGCUGGGUCAGAAUUCGCCGUGGCUCUGACAAUGGGACCUAAUGCACUUGCGCGGCAGGUGAAUUAGGGCAGCCCCAUUGGAAAGCAUUGUAUAAUUCUUUCCCAUGGGGUUUCGGGUGACGCUCGAUAUCCUCUUGCAUAACGUGAUAACGUCCAGUGUCAAUUAGCCGACCUAAAGUCACUUAAUGACCCGGAACUCCUUCUAGUGGCUGUCUAGAGGUGGAGAUAACUCCCAAAUGUAAUUAUUGCAAUUUAUUAAAAAACUGCAAUAAUUACCUUUGCAAGAUUAAGGGACCUGCAGCCAGACCACUUCAAUGAGCUGGAGUGGCCUGGAUGCCUAUAGUGUCCCUUUAAUCCAUUUCCUUUCAGGAUAUGAAACAUGUGGUGGUGGAUCUUGUUUUGCAGUAUAUAUAUAUUUUCCCGUACAUCUCCAUAUGAUACGGUCACCCUGCUUAUUGUUUACAGUGAACCUGCCAUCCCCAAUAGUCUGGAUGACAAACUAUGUAUUACAUUAAUAGUUAAUCUGUUGUAGACACAUGAAGUCACUGGCAGAUUGGAGUCUAAAUGUCCAGUCUCUGGGUCACACACUAAUUCACUAACACAAUCUCUGUCAUUUCCUAAAAGUUGCAUCAUUGGGAAUUGAUCUGUGAAUUUUCAAAUUUAGGAUAAAAUGGGGAAAAUGGUAGACAGACAACUGAUGGAUCAGCGCUACAUGACCAACCGGAGGGUGUGUUCAAUACAGGCAGCAUAACCUAAAAUUUUUGAGGUUCCCUCACAGACCAUCAAAGAAAAGAGUUGUAUACAAUAGAACUGAUAUUAGGUUGCGCCUAAUAUGGUCACACAAAUGUGAGUACACCCCCACAAUUUUGUAAAUAUUUUGUAUCUUUUCAAGUGACAACACUGAAGAAAUGACACUGCUACAAUGUAAAGCAGUAAGUGUACAGCCUAUAUAACACUGUCAAUUUGCUGUCCCCUCAAAAUAACUCCACACACAGCCAUUAAUGUCUAAACAGUUGGAAACAAAAGUUAGUACACUCCUAAAUUAGCCAUUUUCCCUCCCCGGUGUCAUGUGACUCAAUAGUUUUACAAGGUUUCAGGUGUGAAUGGGGAGCAGUUGUGUUAAAUUUGGUGUUAUCACUCUCACACUCUCUCAUACUGGUCACUGGAAGUUCAACAUGGCACCUCAUGGCAAAGAACUCUCUGAGGAUCUGAAAAAAAAAAAUUUGUUGCUCUACAUAAAGAUGGCAUAGGCUAUAAGAACAUUGCCAAGACCCUGAAACUGAGCUGCAGCACGGUGGGCAAGACCAUACAGCGGUUUCACAGGACAGGUUCCACUCAGAACAGGCUUCACCAUGCUCGGCCAAAGAAAAUGAGUACUUAGCGUUAUAUCCAGAGGUUGCCUUUGGGAAAUAGAUGUAUGAGGGCUACUGGCAUUGCUGCAGAGGUUGAAGGGGUGGGGGGAACAGCCUGUCAGUGCUCAGACCAUACGCCGCACGCUGUAUCAAAUUGGUCUGCAUGGCUUUCGUUCCAGAAGGAAGCCUCUUCUAAAGUUGAUGCACAAGAAAGCCUGCAAACAGUUUUCAGAAGACAUGUAGACUAAGGACAUGGAUUACUGGAACCGUGUCCCGUGGUCCGAUGAGACCAAGAUAAACUUAUUUGGUUCAGAUGGUGUCAAGGGUGUGUGGCGGCAACCAGGUGAGGAGUACAAAAACAAGUGUGUCUUGCCUACAGUCAAGCAUGGUGGUGGGAGUGUCAUGGUGCAUGCCGGCACUGUUGAGCUACCAUGAAUGCUAACAUGUACUGUGACAUCCUGACGCGCAGAGCAUGAUCCCCCCCCCUUCAGAUACUGGGCCGCAGGGCAGUAUACCAACAUAACGACCCCAAACACUCCUCCAAGGUGACCACUGCCUUGCUAAAGAAGCUGAAGGUAAAGGUGAUGGACUUGUCAAGCAUGUCUUCAGACCUAAACCCUAUUGAGCAUAGGUGGGGGAGCGCAAGGUCUCUGACAUCUACCAGCUCUGUGAUGUCGUGGAGGAGUGGAAGAAGACUCCAGUGGCAACCUGUGAAGCUCUGGUAAACUCCAUGCCCAGGCAGAGCUGGAAAAUAAUGGUGGCCACACAAAAUAUUGACACUUUGGAUUUGGCCAUUUCCACUUAGUGGUGGAAAAACCGCUGUAUGGUUUUGCCCACAGUACUGCAGCUUAGUUUCAGGGUCUUGGCAAUCUUCUUAUCACAUAGGCCAUCUUUAUGUAGAGCAACAAUUCUUUUUUUCAGAUCCUCAGAGAGUUCUUUGCCAUGAGGUGCCAUGUUGAACUUCCAGAUACCAGUAUGAGAGUGUGUGAGUGCGAUAACACCAUAUUUAACACACCUGCUCCCCAUUCACACCUGAGACCUUGUAACACUAACGAGUCACAUGACACCGGGGAGGGAAAAUGGCUAAUUGGGCCCAAUUUGGACAUUUCCCCACAGGGGUGUACUAACUUUUGUUGCCAACGGUUUAGACAUUAAUGGCAGUGUGUUGUUAUUUUGAGGGGACAGAAAAUUUACCCUGUUAUACAGGCUGUGCACUUACUACUUUACAUUGUAGCAGAAUGUCAUUUCUUCAGUGUUGUCACAUGAAAAGAUAUGAUAAAAUAUUUACAAAAAUGUGAGGGGUGUACUCACUUUUGUGAGAUACUGUAUAUUAAGAUAAUUUAGCAGUAUUAAUAAAGUGUACUUACUAAAACGCCAAUCAGAAAGAUUUACAGUCAAAAAUAUAAGAUAUAAAAAUAGUAGGAAGUCCAAAUUCUGAUGUACCAUAAGGAAUAUUAUGAGAAACUGAAAUAGUGUAAUAUGUCAUGAGCAGGUGAUAGGAAGUAUGCAGUACGUAGUAGUACUAUGGUUUAAAAGAAACCGGUAUCUCAAGACUCCCACAAGAAAACUAAUUACAUAAAGGUCACGCUUUAAUCAUCUUUGUACCUCAUAAUUUGAACUUUUUAGUAUUUUUUAUAUCUUAUAUUUUGGCCUGUAAAUCUUUCUGAUUGGCUUUUUACUAGAAGUACAUUUUUUUUAAAGGAACACUAUAGUCACCUAAAUUACUUUAGCUAAAUAAAGCAGUUUUAGUGUAUAGAUCAUUCCCCUGCAAUUUCACUGCUCAAUUCACUGUCAUUUAGGAGUUAAAUCACUUUGUUUCUGUUUAUGCAGCCCUAGCCACACCUCCCCUGGCUAUGAUUGACAGAGCCUGCAUGGAAAAAAAACUGGUUUCACUUUCAAACAGAUGGGAUUUACCUUAAAUAAUUGUAUCUCAAUCUCUAAAUUGAACUUUAAUCACAUACAGGAGGCUCUUGCAGGGUCUAGCAAGCUAUUAACAUAGCAGGGGAUAAGAAAAUCUUAAUUAAACAGAACUUGCAAUAAAGAAAGCCUAAAUAGGGCUCUCUUUACAGGAAGUGUUUAUGGAAGGCUGUGCAAGUCACAUGCAGGGAGGUGUGACUAGGGUUCAUAAACAAAGGGAUUUAACUCCUAACUGGCAGAGGAUUGAGCAGUGAGGCUGCAGGGGCAUGUUCUAUACACCAAAACUGCUUCAUUAAGCUAAAGUUGUUCAGGUGACUAUAGUGUCCCUUUAAUAAUUCUAAAUUAUCUCAAUAUAUAUUUUCAUAAUUGUGGCGCAACCUAAUAUCUGUUCUAUUGUAUAAAACGGGGGAAAAAAUUAAAAUCAUACAUUUUCCAACUUGGCUGUUCUGACGUAAAUUUGUAUUUGAUAAAACAAAAAAGUCUUCAGAUACUCACGGAAUCAAAGCCAUAGGCAGAUGGCAGCAACGUUUCGACCUGUGAAUAGGAUUUUAUCAAGCUUGAUAAAGACCUAUUCAUAGAUCGAAACGUUGCUGUGCUUUUCUGAUCCAAUAAAUCUGCCUAUGGCUUUAAUUCUAUGAGUGCCGGAAUACUGUUAUGUUUUAGCAAACAUGAUCUGGAUUUACUGGUCCUGCUUCGGCUAAGCACCCGGUUUUAAGUGGAAGUGGAGUGAGGUUCCUUUUCUUCUGUUUUGUAAAUUUGUAUUUGGUAAAUUCCCUAGCAAUUUAGUAAACAACCAUAAACAGUGGAUUAUAGUGACCUGAAAACUGAAUUUCUAAUGUGAUUGUGAAACUGUCAGUGCAGAAUUUCUUCCUUUCUGUGUUUUAUACAACCUCCUGUCUGUUAUUUUUGUAGCCAUGAUAUUCGUUUCUGCAUCAUGAAAAUUCGAAAUCUGAAUAGUAUUUCUCUGUAUUUUUCAUCCAUGUGUACAGACUUCAGACGUCUGAAUUUGGGAAUACAUCUCUUUAUAACCCAACGUGUAAAAUGAGUACACCGUCCGCCCCGAAGAGCCAGGGCAUGAGGUUUGCGGAGGAGCAGCUGCAGAGACAUGGCUGGACUGAAGGUAACUCUGAAUGGCACAAGGCCCUUACCGCAAGAGAAAUAUCUAACAAUCUACAGAAGCAUUUCGGAUCAUUCAAAGUCAAGUCACAUGACAUGCACUCAGUAUUCUCGAUCACCCGGCACACUGACUUUGUCGCACAGGAUAGGUGGACUGUUGUUGGGCAGCUUUUAUUAGCCCCCGUGGUGCUCAUGGAUGCCAGAAUGUAAUAUUCCCCCCACCCUUCCCUCUCCUGAUCUCAGAUCUGCCUAAAUUGGCAAAUCUUACUGGAAUCUUAAGGGACACUCCAAGCACCAAAACCACUUCAUGUUAAUAGAGUGGUUUUGGUGCACAGACCAUGUUCCUGUAUUUCUGGUAUUGUAAACAUUGCCGUUUCCUUGAAACGACAAUGUUUGUUUGGCUCUAAGCACACCUUUUAGUGUUUGUCAGACUGACAGGCCUACAAUUUUUGGCGUCAACAUGCUGAACACUGAUUGGCAAAUGCACCAUAGGUUCCAAAGGUUUUAUUUUAUUUUUUUAAAGGAGGGGGGGAUGGCCUGUGAAUGUAAAAACUCAAAAGAGGAAUAUAUUUAUUUAGCUUUUAUUUGUUCCUUUGGCUUAGUUAAUUCCAUUAAUAGCAUGUUCUAAUAGCGACUUACCCGCUAGGUUCUGGAUACUUUUGUUUCUAUCAUUAAAUGUAAGACUGUUCUUGCGCAGACCAGCAUCCGAUGCAAUUUUGGGAUGUUCCCACAAUUCCCUUUGUGCAGCAUUUACAUCCAAAACACAAUCUCACCUGGUGAGGAUGGAGAUGUGUCUCCAAAAGAAACUGGAUUCAUUUCACCUACCUUUUUACUGGCUGCGUAUAGGGUGAAUUGAUUAUCACCAUUCUUUUAAUAAAAGGCAAAGUGAGCAUGUGUCUUCUGUUGUGAAGAUUUUGUGAAUUUGUUUAAAUUGUUAAACUCUUUAGAACUUGUUUUACAAAAUCAGUACUCCUGAAAUUAGAUUUGCAAUGAUGGAAGUAUUAUUUGUGGGAAAUGGAAAGCUACAGUUAUGAAAAUAAAAAUGUUGAUUUAUUUAUUUUUUAUUUAGGCAAGGGGCUUGGAAAAAGGGAAAGUGGAAUUUCGGAAGCCAUCAAAGUGAAAGUGAAGUGUGACAAAGCCGGGGUAAGGAGCAGUGUAGCCAUAGGUUCCAAAAUCAUGCCUUACCAGUUUGUGUUCAUGUGGCCUGUAGGCAGACUAGCUUUAACACCUACACACAUUGGGACUAUAGCUGAAUAGUACACUAGUACACGUUGUGGACUACAUAUUCCCUGAUGCUUUGUUAGCAUUAUGGCUGUGAGAGCAUUAUGGGAGAUGUAGUCCACAUCUGGAAUGCCAAAGGUUGCCUACCCCUGUUCUGGAGCAAGAUGAACAUGUGAUCUACCUGGCUGGAUUUUAACAAUGUCCCAUGAUUCACAAAAUGUUUUUUCUUUAUGCUCUACAAUGGAAAUUCUCGUGAAAUCAUGAUGCAAGAGUUUGGGGGUCCCUUCUAUAACGUCUAAUUUAGUAAAAGUAACUUUAUAAAGUAACACACUUCUCCACUGACAUAAUUCUGUUCAUGUUCUAUACCGAUCUAAUCCAUGUGCUUCCUGUCUUUACAUAUGAUUGUGUGUUUAUAGGUGGGUCAUGACUCUGCGGAGCAGUUCACCUUUCACUGGUGGGAUCAUGUUUUUAACAAAACGGCUGCCAGCAUCUCGGUGGAAGCUGACCAUGACCAGGUGAGGAAACAGAGAAAUGGAAUACUGAAUUUGUAUUCUCUUUGAACAGUUUAAAGGAACACUACAUUGAUUUUUAUUAUUAAACAUUUUAGUAAAUAUACACCCAAAGAAAGCAUGCAUGUAUGGUGUUCUGCCUGUUUAUUUUUGAGCGGGUAUAAAAUAAACAGCUUGCAAUAGACCUGUUGUCUGCAGUCUUUGAAAGCCCUCCCCUCGUUCCCCUGCACAGACUCCUUGAGAAACCUCUGCUGGAGCUACGAGCGAGCUUUUUGAUUGAGGCUUUCCAAUGCUUCUCAAUGAGCCGUAGUGCCACUCAUUAAAGGACCGCUAUAGUGCCAGGAAAUCAUACUCGUUUUCCUGGCACUAUAGUGCCCUGAGGGUGCCCCCACCCUCAGGGUCCCCCUCCCGCCCGGCUCUGGAAAGGGGAAAGGGGUUAAAACUUUCCCUUUUCCAGCGCUGGGCGGAGAGCUCUCCUCCUCCUGGGCUGAAUGCGCACGCGCGGCAAGAGCUGCGCGCGCAUUCAGCCCGUCGCAUAGGAAAGCAUUUACAAUGCUUUCCUAUGGACGCCGGCGUGCUCUCACUGUGAAAAUCACAGUGAGAAGCACGCAAGCGCCUCUAGUGGCUGUCAAUGAGACAGCCACUAGAGAAUUAGGAGGAAGGCUUAACCCAUUCAUAAACAUAGCAGUUUCUCUGAAACUGCUAUGUUUAUAAAAAAAAAUGGGUUAACCCUAGAAGGACCUGGCACCCAGACCACUUCAUUAAGCUGAAGUGGUCUGGGUACCUAGAGUAGUCCUUUAAGAAGGGGAGAAGGCAGGCUCACUCUAGGGUGGAGGUAACAAAGUGGAAGAAAGACUCCCCGACUGUCUGACAGCCAGGAAAGUGUUUCUGUCCCCAAUUAUAAAACUGCCGAUUUCUAUUGAAAAAUGACAGACUGCAGACACAUUAAACCACUCUAGCAAUCUGAAGUGCUAUAUAUGUGGGAAGUGUCUGUCUUCCUUUAAAACAAUAUUUCUAAGGAGCUGGUAUUACUUCUAACCAAACUCUGGUAAAUAUAUUUCUGUAUUCCGGGUUAGAGAUGGAUUGUAUUUCCAUCACUUGUUUUAAAACAUUUGGUGACUGUUUCAUCACAGAAAAAACAGGAUACGAAGAAUUAUUUUUUUUAUUUAGUUUUUUUCUUUUUUUAGCGUCUAGUCCUGGAACCCGUCGAUAAAAGUAAUUUAAAGCCUUAUGGAGUUGAUUGUUGUUGCUAGUGUUACUGAUUGCUAUUUUUUUUUUUCUUUUAAUGUUGUAGGGUGGUGUUCAGGUGAAGAAGCUGAAGGAGGAAGAGUCGAUUGUGACAAACAAGAAGCCCCGCAAAGCGUUCGCCAACAGCAACAUGUUAUAUGGUCGUUUUGUCAAGGUGCGUUGGGCACUGCAGUUUGGGCCUGGUGUGGGCCAUACACUGGGUGAUUCUUCAGUGGUCUGAUAUAGCUGGGUUAUUGUAAAGUAAAUGGAAUAUUAAGCCCAUUUCUCAUUUUGUUUUUAGGGAGCUAAAUAAGUUUAUUGGCUGUCUGGUGCCAACAUGCUUUGAGUGCUUGUGUCAGACAACAAUUUUGCACAGAAUUCACAUUAGCUAACGGUGCAGGUUUUCAUAGUGAAACGCUGCACAUACAGUCACCAUGACCACUUCAAAUCACUGGCUGGAGUAAAUCAGGGGUGCCCAAAAGGUAGAUCCCCAGUUGUUGUAGAACUACAACUCCCAUGAUGCUUUGCAUGCCUUUAGAAUGACCAGGCAUCAUGGAAGUUGCAGUUUUAAAACAGAUGGGGACCUACCUUCUGGCCCCCCAUUGGAGUUCACCUCUAAUGGUUUUUGUUGUUGUCUUUUAUUGGCAGUCUGCCACGUUGCUCUCCGGUGGGGAGAAACCCGUAGAAAAAUCAUCCUCUUCAGAAAGCAGCGAUAGUGAAGACGAGGACGAGAAGCUGGAUUUGAGUUCUACUACAAAGUAUGUAACUUGGUCGGAUAGACUGUUUGAUGAUCUUUGCACUUUUGUUUUUCUUUCACGGUUUUGCAUGUUUUUAUUUUUCAGUGUGUUUGGAUGCUUAUUCUGUACAUAUUUAGCUGUGAUCCUCUACAGAUGUCCUGUCCAUUGAUCAUGUAUUAUGUAUGUCUGCUAGUAUUACGCCAUCACAAUGGGACAACUGAUGGAAAAAACAGUAUUCCUUGGACUCUGACACAAGGCAUACCAUCUAAUACUUGCUUUCAGGGACUCUUUUUAGCCCAUAAAGCUCAGAGUGUAUGAGAGGUGUACUUCCUUGCAUAUUAGAGAUAGCAGCCCCAAUUGCAAGAUUUCUUGAGUUACAUGUGUAAUAAAGUUAAGCGGAGGAGCUCCUUCACCCUACGUACUGCUCGGUUGUGCCCCUCACGGACUCCUUUUUUCAGUCCCUCUCCACAAUAAAUGCAUAUUGAAGCAGUCUUGUGAGUGGAAAAUGCUGCAUUUGCAGCUGUGGACAUAUCAACUACUCAAGCCUCUGUUUAAAAAAUUGCUGUACCAGUGUAUGCGUACUCCAGUAUUCUUGCUGUAGUGCCAUACCUGCACAUGAUUUCGUAUGAACAGUACAGCGGGGAAGGGGGAUGGGUAAAGAAAUUUCAUUGUGCACUGGUGAGCCUGGCAUAUUGACAGUGAGAAAUGUAAUAUUUGUCAUAUUCAUGUCCAUCAUAGCAAUGUAUAAUUAUAGAAGGAUUUACCCAGUCUGUUCUCCACCAGCAUACUCUAUCAAUACCAGUAACACAUUCUCAAAUCAUUCAUUAUUGCUUCCUUUUUAUUCUCAUAGAAUGACAGAUGAAGAUUUAAUAAAGGUUUGUGGAGGCCGCACUGCGCACAAGUAAGUUUAUUUCUGGUCAAAGUAAUCCGUUUUAAAAACUGCUCCAUAUUUUACCCUUACUACUACCUAUCAUAUGAAAAAGCUUCAGUUUAAUAAAUCAAGAAAUUUGUUAGCAUUUCUUUAAAGGGAAACUCCAGUGCCAGGAAAACAAUCCGUUUUCCUGGCACUGCAGAUCCCCUAUCCCUCCCACCCCCCAAUCCCCGGUUGCUGAAGGGGUGAAAACCCCUUCAGUAACUUACCAGAGGCAGCACCUCUUCCUCCGCCGCCGCUCCUCCCAGUGAUUGUCCCGCCCACCAGCUGAGACCUAAUUCGCAUUUAUUGCAGUUUAUAAAAAACUGCAAUAAUUACAGUUGCAGGGUUAAGAGUAGUGGGAGUUGGCACCCAGACUACUCCAAUGGGUAGAAGUGGUCUGGGUGCCUGGAGUGUCCCUUUAUCCAUUAGCAUUAAUCAGUGUUGCCAUUUUUCUCUGCUCAUUUUAAGCAGAAGAUUUUCACCUCAUGGAAUUUUACUGGCUUUUAAAAACAUUUUAUGCGCGGAGUUGCUGCCACAUGAUUCCUGAUGAUAUAUUUCCAUUAAAGGGACACUAUAGGUACCAAGACCACGUCCGCUCACUGAAGUAAUCUGGGUACAGCGCCCCUUUUUCAAUGUUUACAUUGCAGCACAAAGCCCGCCCCCAGUGGCUGUCUACUAGACAGCAACUGGAAGUGCUUCCUGGUUGUUAAUGGACCUUUGGUCGCUCUGCACAAGGACAUCUAGCGUCAGCUAUUUCAUAGGAAAACAUUGUGUCAGUUUCCUUAUCCUUGCAAAGUAAAACAUUGCAGCGUUAAGACUGCUUCUGGUGGCUGUCGUCUAGAAAGCCACUAAAGGCACUUCCUGCCCUUUCACAGAUUUUAACUCUGUGAAACGAUGCUGGACAUCAUUACGCUUUGUAUGAGGGUGUCCAGCGUGUUGCAAAUUCCUAUAACAAAGCAUUAUGUGCGCGUCACACACAGCACAGGUCCUUUGGGUUACUCUCAUUGCAGACGUCAGAGAAGGUCCCUUGGCACUGGAAAGAGGUAUGUGUUUAAAGGUUUGAUUUUGAACCCUUACCCUUCCAACAGCAGGGGAUCCCAUCAGGGCACAACUUUAUGGCAGAGGGACACUAGUUUAGGAAUACAGUUUUUUAUUCCGAACGCUACAUUAUAAAGGAUAAUAAUGGUAUCCUUUAGAUUGUAAGCUCACGGGCCAUCUAGCCAAGCACUUUGUAUAAAAGAGCUCCAAUGGCUAGAGAUCAGCUUACAGGCAGGGCUCUCUCUACCUCUUGUAUUUGUCUGUGUAUAUUGUAUGUUUCUCCACUAAUUGUACAGCGCUGCGGAAUCUGUUGGCGCUUUAUAAAUAGCAGUAAUAAAUAGCAACUAAAAGGGUAAAAUAAAGAGUUAAAACAGAAUAGUACUCUGCCUGCAAUAGUGCAGCUGGACAGGGCAUUUUUAUUUUUUGAUAGAAUGUAUUCAAUUUCACACAACUGCUUUUUUGUUAAUUUUUCCUCUCCAGGGGAGCACGGCAUGGUCUGACAAUGAGUGCAAAGCUUUCUCGACUUGAAGAGCAGGAAAGAGCAUUUCUGGAGAAAUAUGGAAGGAAAGGGCAGAAAACCAUAGAGGCACCUGCUGAAGAUAACGCGGGGUCUUCUAAAAAGCGCAAUAAAAAGCAUUCACAGGAGCAAGCAAAUGAUACAAUAAGCAUUUCGAGUGAACCUGCAUUGCCCAAAAAGAAGAAAAGGAAAAAUACAAGGGAACACGGGGGGCUGAAGGGCCAUGAUGAUGAAGUUGAACCAUGUGCUGAUCAGGAUGGUAAUGGUACAAAAAGGAAUGAAAAGCGUAAAAAGUCGCAUCGGAAGGAAUCUCCUUCACCAGAGGAACUGGCAGAACAGGACGAAGAAACAAUGGACUCACAUGUGAAGAGCAAGAAAAAGAAAAAGAAACAAAAAAAAUAUGCAGAAUAA
This is a messenger RNA of Pelobates cultripes (western spadefoot toad), 27996 nucleotides long. The record is from the annotation of a GenBank genome assembly. Lineage: Eukaryota; Metazoa; Chordata; Amphibia; Anura; Pelobatidae.